Molecule: messenger RNA, 5173 nt
Organism: Anopheles stephensi (Asian malaria mosquito)
Lineage: Eukaryota; Metazoa; Arthropoda; Insecta; Diptera; Culicidae
Gene: dome
Product: cytokine receptor
Exons: 9
Coding region: 677-4159 (1160 amino acids)
Cellular component (GO): membrane
Molecular function (GO): cytokine receptor activity; protein binding
Source: RefSeq, a predicted model, not a curated record
AGUAAAGAGCGUCGAUGCAGUCGGUUCGUUUCGUUCGCCGUGGAAAGAAACAGAUCAGCAUAGUGGAGUGUUUUCGAAGUACUCUUCGGACUUCUAGGAACGGACCAGCCUACUGCAGAAAGGCGUUUCCAGAACAAAAAUGAUUGUGCGUUCAGCUAGUCCGGGGCGAAAGUGUACCGCAUCUACUGGACAACGCUGACCCCGGCCGCUGAUAGCUCGUUGAUAAUCGUGCAUUGCGCGGUGCUGUGAUUGCAAUUCGUAAUAGACAAAGAUUGGCUCUUCUUCGUACACUUGUUGCGUACUGUGCAGUGCAUUGAAAACCCGUGCGGAUCAGAAAACGUGUAAAAAGUGCAGUGGUCCAAUAUUUCAUACCAUAUCGUGUUAAAAAGUGCGGUGGCUAACGUGUAGCGUGGAGAAAAAAGAAAAGCAGAUUCUAGGAAGAGACGAAAUCCUCCAACUUUGAACUACAGUUCCCCGAAGCGACGUAAAACUGUUUCUCGGAAAUUGACAGCAGUCACACGGGCGAUAGCACGCACACACGCACACACACGAUUCGGCGUGCGUUCGUCGGGCGUGUUUUGGAUGUGUUGGGCAUAAGCAAAGACGCUUUGCGGUGCGAAGCGUGGAACAAAACAUAAUACAGAAAGGUGUUACACUACUACAGAAUACAGUCACCAUGAAUCGGGCCGGUGUUGUUACAUUAAUCUGUUGGAUAUGUAGUUUGAGUCAAGCUGCGGCGAUAGGAUGGAUUUACCCAUACGAAGCUUUCUAUCGAGAGGUGAACGAAUCUUUCUCUUUGAAAUGUACGCUGGAUAUGCGUUCUUCAGAUACGCGCGGGCUAAACAGCAGCAAUCUAAUGUUUUACCGCGGCGAUGAGCCAGUUCCGCGCGAACAAGUGAAGAUACUGAACGCUUCGACGAUUGAAUUUACGGUGGAUCGAGCAGUGCCACAGACGAACUAUGCUUACACAUGCAAAGUCAACGAUACGAAGGGUGUGGGGAUGCGCAGCGUCUACAUCGGUCACAAGCCGCGAGAGGUCAAGGACUUCAAGUGCCGCGCCCCGCUCUGGGAAAAGCAUAUGGAGUGCACCUUCACUCCGGAUCCGAAUACGAUUGGGACAGAAUACACCUUGAUGUUUCACUUUUUCCCACUGAUACAAAAGUAUUCCUGCACACUGGAGAACGUUCACAACUCGAAUCAGAAAAGGUGCAUUAUUGACGGCAAUUCGGGGUACCGGAAUCUCAACGAGUAUUACUAUUUUGUACUGACCGCAAACAAUACGUUUGGCACGCUGAGCCAAAAAUUCAAAAUCAACCAAUUCGAUGUGGUGAUUGCUCAUGCCCCUCUCGAAUGUACGAUUGAAAACAUUACGUCGGACAGCGCGGUUCUGAAAUGGAAAAAGUGGUACCGAUACGACAUUUUCACGUUUCGAUCAUUCAUAUGCGAAAUCAAGCUGCUGUCCAUCUUCGACAACAACGUAUGGCGCACGGUAAGCAUCGAUGGGUUGAAGCUGAACCAGCGGAACUACACAUUGCCCCUGCGGCAUCUGCCCUACGCUGCGGCAGCGUACGACGUACGCAUCCGAAUGCGCGUCAACUCGACCGAGCAAGGUGAGGAUAUGUGGUCAAAUCAUACCAGCUGCCUGUUUGAAACGCUGCCCCGCAAACCGGAUAUGCCGCCGGAUGUGGCGGUCGGUGGCUUUGAGAAUUCCAACGAACAUCAUCUGUUCGUUUACUGGCGUGAGUUGGACAACUGGCAACACAAUGCACGCAGCGGGUUCUACUACACGAUCACGAUGCGGAUCGGGCACGAUGGCAGAAUCAUUGAACACCUGAACGCAACUACGGGCAUGAUUGACCGACAUCGCGUGGCGGACAUGGAUUACACGUUCACGAUACGCAGUGCCAAUGCAGAGGGCAGUUCGGAACGUAGCAGCACAGUGUUUGUUCCCAGCCGACAGAACCGACUAGCAAAACCCAUCAUCGACAAGCUGCUGUCCGAUUCGGGCAAAUUUACACUGUCCUGGAAGCCGCCCUCCAGCAUCCGUUCGGCCAUCUCCAGCUACACGGUGUUCUGGUGCAAUACAACUAGCAACUCGCCGAACGAUUGCAAUGGGUCGAUCAAUUUUACAAGCGUAGCGCCGGACCAAACCACGUUCGUGCUGAACGAUGCUGGUUCAACGCUCAACUUUGCUGUAGCGGCCAAUUCGGGCCGUCUGUCAUCGGGGAUGGUAUGGGCCGCAUGCACGGCGACGCACAAAACAGACAUCGGAAAGCUGAAAACUAUUUGGAUCGCCGAAAUGCUUUCGUCGUACAUUACCUUGAAAUGGAAAACCGAGUGCGGCGAUGUGGCACACACCGGGUACAUCAUCUACUAUUGUCCGAUUUCGAGCCCUCGAACGCUAGGCUGCAAGGAACCGGAGCUGACGAUAAAUGUGACGGACAAGAAUCAACAUAACUGCCGGCUGGAAAAUCUUAAACCGUACGUGACGUACAAAAUUGAAAUCGCCAUGUACUCCGAGACGCACAUUGGACCACGCAGCGAACCGUUGGUAAAUACGACAAGGGAAGCAGCUCCAUCACCACCACGAAAUUUGGUCGUUCGUAAAAUAACGAACAACAGCAUAUCCUUGCACUGGGCGCCUCCGGAACAUAUCAAUGGAGGUAAGAUGAGCUACGAAAUCAACUACAACGGCCAUCCCUUGAAGUACAACGUGGAGGAACCGGAGGCUGAGGAGAAUCAGACGCUCGAGAAUUUGGAUGCAUUUACCGAGUACAACAUUACGGUACGUGCACUGACUAUCGGGUUUUCAAACGCCAGCCAACCUGUGCGCGUUCGCACCCUGGUCGGAAAUCCGCAAACGAUCGCCCAACCGAGCACCAACAGUUCGAACAAUUCGAAGCUUACCAUAACUUGGAAUCCACCCGCAAAACCGUCCGGCUGUGUAGAGUUUUACGAGCUGCGAGUGAAAGCCAAGCAGACCGUCACGUACCAGCAGCGUAGGACGGAGUGUCAGCUGCGUGAAGCCAUUUGCCAGAACCGGGAUAGUUCCAAGUACGAAUUUCUCGUCCGUGCAGUAAACGUGGACAUUGGCGGACCGGAUGAGGCUUCGUUUGAGGAACUAUCGUGUCCGGAUCGCUGGACCGAGUUGAACCGCAUGUGGUCCGAUCUGAAGCGCUAUGUAGCGCACGCCGAAUGUGGAACGUACGAAGCGAUAGCGGAACGUUCGUCGGAUUAUUCGUGGCUUGAUUCACCACCACCGAACGUACGGUUGCAUUACGGGCCAUGGUCCGAACCGUUGGCACACUGGUGUUCGAUGGAGAACAAGAACGCGGUACAACCGUUCAUGCUGAUAGGCGUCAUAAUGAUGUGUUCGCUGUUGGUGCUGGGCUAUUCGUACAUCCGAGUGAAGCAUGUACUGCAGGUGAAGGUGAUCAUUCCGGACGGUCUGAAUGACAUAACGGGGUCGGGCAAACCUGGAUUCAAUGCCGUGAUUGGACCAACCGGCAUCAUCUUUACCGAACAUCAUCGUGUCGAUCCCAUGCUAACGGGUGGCUCCACCAAGGAGGCGAGCUACACUAAGGAACAGAACCAGUGUCUCUUGCCGUCUUCUUCGUCGUCGGGUGGUAGCAUAGCGGACCUUAGCGGCCAUGACCAGCGCUCGUCGGCGGAUUAUUGCAGUAACAGUGGGUGCUGCGAGGACGACAGUACUAGCUUUUAUGACCAGGAAGCAGAACGUCAGGAUCUCCAUGGAUACAGCGACGAAACUACGGAAUCGAUAGAAAAUAGUCAGGCACACGAUAGGCACCUGGGCAGCACUGGCAGCAGUAGAUCAAAUGACAUCGUAGAACCAUCGUUUGGACGUAUGAACCAGGGCAAUAAUACAAGCUCACCGAUACAGCAAAACCGACCAUCGGCGAUGCCGCUCACCGUCACCUCUGGAUAUGUCCCGGCACCAGUGGUAGUCAGUAACAUCAAACAACCGAUCAAUUCAAAUGGAUAUUUGCAAAUAGGAGCUCUGACGACGAAUGGAGGAAGCAUGAUGGCGCCGAUGGACACGAUGCAAAAAGCUAUCAAUGCUAAGAUGGCGGCAGCAGCUCCAAUAUCAGGGUACGUGACACACAAGCAGCUCUCAGAUUAUGGACAACAUUUAAAAUAAAUCAUCCUGCAAUGAGUGACCGAUCGAGGGAAGAUCAUCCUUAGGCUAAUGGUAGUGUUAUAUGAUGCCCACAGCAGGGAAAAUGGAAUGAAUGGUAAACUUUCUGUGACAAACCAAGGUGUUAAUCUCCCUCCCUAUCCUCUGGAGACCAGAGCCAGUGUUGUUAUCCCGACAUGGUCCUACACAUGAUCCUGAACUGAACACACACACACACACACACACACACACACACACACACACACACUCACUCACUCACCACACAAGCGCUUACUCUUACCCGCACUGACACGAAAGCAGAAACUGAGAAAUAAUAUCAAAGGUGUUAAAUUGUCCAGUACACUAUGUCAUACACCGAGAUGAUAGGUGCGUUGGAAAACGAUAGUAUGUAUCCAUUUUAUCUACCGUAUCUCCAAUUUGUCCACGUUUUUUUAAUGUAUAAAAUCUUGUUACAAGAAUAACUGCUCUAUCAGUGAAACGUAGUAUCUGAUCAACGAAUAGGGUGGGUGCGGGCCGAGACUGAGAGGAUUAAUGUCCGACUUGGUCCCUGUUUUUCCUUUGCUCAAUGUGUGGACUGAUGAUGAUGCUGAUGUGAAUAUGUGAAGAAAGGAAUCCUAUUCGUACCUGUUGUAUGUGUUCUAUUGGACAGCAACCCAAGAUAGCCGACCGAGCUUAGUUUAGCGUUUAUUAACUAAACAUCCCUCCGCACACCGGACUUGACACAGGCGCGCGGUGGUGGUAAUGCGGUGCGCGCGCAAUCUGUUCCGUAUCCCAGAUAUAUUAUAUACGUAUAUGUGUGUAAUUGUGUACAUGUUAAAUGAUGAUACGAUGUUACUCACGUUCACGUUUUCAUGGCCUCCGACCCUUUCGUAUGGUAUCUCACGUCGUUCAUCAACCCCUCUCCUGGCUCGUUCACAACACACACACAAACAGAUCUUUUAGUUUAGAUUUUAGCCCCGUUAUUGUAAACAAUUAUAAAGUGUAAGAAAAAUAAAAUACCAUCCAAGGGACACGAUA